CAUGUCAUUGCUGGAGAUCCUGAUAACUGUCAGGAAUUCCCAGUCAGGCUCUUGGCCCUUUGACAGGAAUUCCCCAAUUGAUGAAAUUGUUCACAUGGCCACUGAAAAUAUGGAGAAACAGUUUCCCGAGUCUGUUGUAAAACUCUCUGAAGAGGAGCAGAAGCGCAGGGAACGUGAAAGGCUGAGUCAUUUGGCAAAGACUAUUGGAGUGGAAGUGAACAAGAGAAUUACCAAAAAAUUACUACAAGAGAAGGAAAAGAUGCGGGAGGAAUUAUUGGCAGAGUUCAAGCAGUCCAACCUGAAUCCUGGCAAUGGGAAGCUUCUGGACACCCUCAGGGAUUAUCUCCAGGCCAAGGUUGCUGAAAGAAUAUCUGCUGAGCAAGAUUCUUUUGAAAGACGUCUGGAAGCUGAAAAGAAUGCCUGGAAGAAGAAGACCUGCGCAGUCUGGAAACUCAGACUUGGAGAGAUUGCUGCCAUCCUGAGCCAGAAACUGAAGCAACACAGAGCUGCUGCUGCUGCUCCUGGCUUCAAUAAUAAGAGUGACCCAGACGAGGUCACGGAUUCCGACGCCACGGCCGCCACCAUGAUGCACUGCAAGUCGCACAUUGAUGAAUCCACCAUCACUGCUGAUGGGCCCACUUCGCUUUCCAUCGAGUCCCCGACUGUCAAACAAUUUUUUGCUGAUGUCAAAUCCAUCUUGGGGGCCAUCCAGGUCCUGCAGAAGGCUGACGCAGAUGUGCUGAAGAAUUCGGGGUGA
Molecule: messenger RNA, 757 nt
Organism: Notodromas monacha
Lineage: Eukaryota; Metazoa; Arthropoda; Ostracoda; Podocopida; Cyprididae
Source: the annotation of a GenBank genome assembly